UAUUUAGAUAAGUCGUAUAUUUGAUAUAAAAACAAACAAAAGCGAACAAAGGAAACGUUUUUUUGUGAUAACAUUAAAACAAUGAAACGAUUAAUACUCAGUUACUUCGUUUUCGCCCCAAUUUUCGCAAACAUGUCCCCAACCGUGCUCACAAACUCUGGGCGCGUCCAGGGACGUAUUUCCACAUUUUACGCCUUUAAAGGAAUACCGUACGCGAAACCACCCCUUGGAAAACUGCGCUUCCAACCACCGCAACCGCCAGAACCCUGGAAAGGGACCAAAAUCUGCGAUAAAUACGGCCCCAAGUGCCUCCAAAUUGACAAAAACGAUGGUUCAAUGACCGGAAACGAGGACUGUUUAACCCUCAAUGUUUUCACUCGUGAUUUAACAAACCCAUCCCCUGUGAUGGUCUAUUUCCAUGGAGGGGCCCAUCUCAGGGGGUCGGGGGCCGACUUGGGGCCCGAAUACCUCAUGGAGAAGUCGGUGGUGCUGGUGACUGUUAAUUUCCGGCUGAAUGUUUUCGGUUUUUUGACCACUUGUGACGAAAACGCGUUUGGAAACGCAGGGAUUAAGGACCAAGUGAGGGCUUUAGAGUGGGUCCAGGAGAAUAUUGCUGGGUUUGGGGGGGAUCCCGGAAAUGUGACCAUUUUUGGGGAGAGUUCAGGGGCGGACUCGGUGUCUUUGCUACUUUUGAGCCCGAGAACAAAGGGCUUGUUUCAUCGGGUGAUUUUGCAAAGUGGGUCGAGUCUUAAUCCCAGGUAUUUGCAACGAAAUCCCUUGCCUUUUGUGGUCAAUUUGGCCAAAUAUUUUGGCAUUCGUUGCGAAAAUACCAAAAGUAUAGUUGAGGGGUUGCAGGAAAUUGACGGGAGUGAGUUACUCAAAGCUGCAAAUGAGGCCAAAGCUACGGGCUACCAACUUGAUCUGAGAGCUGCGGCCUUUUAUCCGGUCAUUGAAGCCGAAAAUAAGGACGCGAUCAUAACGCAAAGUCCCUACGAACUGUUCCAAAGUGGAAAUUUCAAUAAAGUACCGUUCAUAAUUGGCUAUAAUUCCAACGAGGGCACUUUGGGACUAAACCUCGUCAAUAACAUGAAUAUCACCGAUUUUGACUCAAACUACGAGUUGUUUUAUCCACAAUCCUUGAAUAACGCCAACAAGAGCGAAGAAAUAGGGAAAAUAGUCAGGGAGUAUUUUUUGGGAAACGAUUCGGCACAAAACACCGACAAAUUCGCAAAGUUUUUGGCACAGGAACUUCUAGUGCGAGGCAUCCGCAAAAACGUUGAUUUUUUGAUCAAACACUCGGAGGGCUAUUUUUACAAAUUCACCUACAAAGGCACCCACACGAGUCAAUACCCAGGUGUGGGACAUGCCGAAGAGUUGCAGUAUAUUUUUACCAAAAAUGGGACGACUAGGAAUUUGACUCAGAGUGAUGUUUUGAUGCGGAAACGGAUGGUUGAGAUGUGGACGAAUUUUGCAAAUUUUGGGGCCCCAGUUCCCGGACAACGACUCUUGGGCGAGACAAUUUCGUGGGAAAAGUGUGAGGAGAAAAUUACUUAUCUCGAAAUUGGGGAAAAUUUGGAACUGAAGGAGAAUCCGGAUCGGGAAGAAUACGAAUUUUGGGAAAAAUUGUUCAAGGAUUAUGGAAAACCACCCUUUCAGACGUACUAAUGAUAAUAAAAGAAAAAUUAUUUGUAUCAGUGUGAAAAUCUAAUUUUUUUAUAUUGUCUCCUCUUUUUGUAAAAUAAAAACUUAUUGAGUUUGUGUCUCCCAAAAAAUCCUAUAUUAAAUAAUUCAAUAAAAAUAGCCGUUGUAAACACUAACAA
This is a messenger RNA of Tribolium castaneum (red flour beetle), 1820 nucleotides long. RefSeq names its product juvenile hormone esterase-like. The record is from RefSeq and is a predicted model, not a curated record. Bases 82 to 1665 code for a protein of 527 amino acids. Gene Ontology annotation, molecular function: serine hydrolase activity. Lineage: Eukaryota; Metazoa; Arthropoda; Insecta; Coleoptera; Tenebrionidae. The transcript is spliced from 6 exons.